Stegastes partitus (bicolor damselfish) is the source of this 4737-nucleotide messenger RNA. It is a transcript of the gene ppp1r16b, whose product is annotated as protein phosphatase 1, regulatory subunit 16B. The record is from RefSeq and is a predicted model, not a curated record. Gene Ontology annotation, biological process: regulation of sprouting angiogenesis; establishment of endothelial barrier. Lineage: Eukaryota; Metazoa; Chordata; Actinopteri; Pomacentridae. Gene Ontology annotation, cellular component: cytoplasm. Gene Ontology annotation, molecular function: protein binding; enzyme inhibitor activity; myosin phosphatase regulator activity. The transcript is spliced from 11 exons. The coding region runs from base 278 to 1945 and encodes 555 amino acids.
CAGACACACUGAGCUUUUGCUUAUCUGUUCUGUCGCGUCUUUACUAACGGGACAAGUUUAAACCUCCUGGAUACCUCUGGUUCCUCUGCGCUUUUUUGUCGCUUCCAUGUGAACAACUCCACUCGGACUGAGGCUGUUUUUAUUACUGCUGAAAGGAUGAUCAUGACGAUAAUGGGAGGAGGCCGCGGCCGAAGGUGCUGCCCUCGCUAGAAUCCUAAUUCCCCCUCAAGUCACCCCUCCGCCAUCACCCACAACUGCUGUUUAUCCCUCCGGCACCAUGGCAAACCACCUGGAGCUGAUCCAAGAGCUGCAGCAGCUGGACAAGGUGCCCAGCCUGGAAAGGCUACGGGCGGCCCAGAAGAGGCGAACCCAGCAGCUGAAGAGGUGGGCUGUGUAUGAGAAGGAGAUGCAAAACAAGAAGCGAAAGGCAGACAAGAAGGGACGCAAUGCCAACAACCUCCAGCAACCAGAGUUGAAGAGGCAUGUGUCGUUUGCUGCCAGUGUGGCUCUUCUGGAGGCAUCGGCCAGGAAUGAUCCAGAUGAAGUUCGUUACCUGCUGAAGAACAAUGUGAGUCCAGACCUCUGCAAUGAAGAUGGUCUGACCGCUCUGCAUCAGUGUUGUAUAGACAACUAUGAGGAGAUGGUGAAGAUCCUGCUAGACCGAGGAGCCAGUGUUAAUGCUCAGGAUAAUGAACUAUGGACACCGCUGCAUGCUGCUGCUACCUGCGGCCACGCGGGACUUGUCAAAAUUCUCAUUGCACAUGGUGCAGAUCUGCUGGCAGUCAACUCUGAUGGGAACAUGCCCUACGACCUGUGUGAAGACGAUCCAACACUGGACAUCAUCGAGACAGCCAUGGCCAACAGAGGCAUCACCCAGGAGAUGAUCAACGAGACACGAGCAUCAACGGAGAGGAGGAUGCUGGGAGACAUUCAGGAACUGACGAGACAAGGAGAGGAGGUCAACCAGCCUGACUCUCAGGGAGCCACACUGCUCCACAUCGCAGCAGCAAAUGGCUACGUGCAGGCUGCAGAGCUGCUGCUGGAGGGGGGAGCUCGCAUGGACCUGAGAGAUUCAGAUGGAUGGCAGCCUCUUCAUGCUGCAGCAUGCUGGGGUCAGAUGCAUGUGGCAGAGCUGCUGGUGUCUCAUGGAGCCAGUCUCAAUGCCAAGACCUUCCUCGAGGAGACUCCCAUUGAUUUGUGUGAGGAUGAGGAGUUCAGAGCCAUCCUACUGGAUCUGAAACACAAACACGACAUUAUCAUGAAGUCACAGCUCAAACACAAAACCUCACUGUGUAGGCGAACAUCCAGUGCAGGAAGUCGUGGAAAAGUGGUGCGGCGAGCUAGUCUGUCGGACAGACACAACUUAUGUCGUAAAGAGUACGAGACAGAGGCCAUCGUGUGGAGGGGAGGAAGGGAGGAGGAGGACGAGAAGGAAAAGGAGUCCGAUCAGGAGAAUAAUCAAGUGGUUAAUGUCAAGCCAGUUGUAGCUGUAGAGCUGCCAGACAAGUCCAAGCUGCCCACCAUCCUCAAAGACGGCAACAACAAACAGAACGGCCUCAUCUCCACGACGACGUCCGUGCCACCACAGCCGCCCUCUAAUGGCAACACGCCAUCGUCCACUAAGGGCGGUGUCGUCACCACCCAGCCUGUCCCGGAGGAAGCCUGGCCAAGAGAGCGCGCUCAGACUCUGUCGGAGCUGAAGAAACAGAGGGCCGCCGCCAAAUUGUUGAAUCACCCCUUGUUCAAUGGUCACCUUGGUAAUGGCUCCACAGACUCCUUCACUGAUGCCAAAAGCAACUUGGAGGACCCUCGAAUGCCGCUGGUCUCCUCCAAUGGCAAUGCAGUUUACUACACGCCAGCCAGUGGCGACCCGCCCCUCCUCAAACUGAAACAGCCUCUAGAAGAAGAGCAGCCGAAGGCACGGACCUGCUGCUGCGUGUCAUAGCACCGUGAUCAUGUGACUGGUGACAGAACAGGAAAUUCUUGCACAGAGGGAAGCGUUCUAUAGAAGGGAGGAGAGGAAGGAAAUAGGGAGUAUUACCGUCUUUUAACAUCCUGUUCCUACCCGACUGUAAACUUCUUCCAGAGAAGAUGGAAAACCUGAAGAAGGCUGAAAAACUUCUCCUUGUACCUCCAUGUCACAUGACUCCUGCUACACUUGGAGACGCCCUACCUAAAUGCAGGCAUGUUUAAAGUGUAGCAGAGAAAAGGAAAGGAACUGAGCAGUGCCACUUUGUUGCUACUUGGAUAAAAUCACUUAUCAUGAGUGGAGUCUCUUUUCAGGACACGACAAAUGGAUAAAAACAACAAGCUGUUUCAGAGGCCCUACUGUCCCUGUGCACCUUUUUUAAGAAUCAAUAUGGGUAGUUUUUUGGAAGCUUUUCACCUGAGUGACAACAGGUGAAACAUCAAAAUCAGGAGAGUAGAGAAGAUUGCAAGGUACUGCAUGUUCAUGGGGAAAAAAGCUUUUUUUCACCCUACAAAUUGAUCAUUAUUACUCCAUUAAACAAUAUUUCCUCCAGGACAAACUCAAAUUGUUGUCAAACCGCAACAUUCUGCUGUUUCACCACCUUCUUGUCAUUUUUUUUAAAUCGGCAGGACGGCCAUCCUGGAGCGGUCCAGAUAUAUUGUAUUACACCAUGUAGUACUACAUGUAGCAAAAAGAAAUCUGUGACGACAUUUUUGAAACGCUGCCUGCAAACGUAAAGGGAAGGAAUGCCAUAAAACAGUGUUAAAAUAUUCAAGAAGUGUACUUCUACAGUGAGAGGUAACAGGAAAGAGUAAAAAAAGUACUGCACGAGUGUUUGAAACUGUCACUAUAUUCUGUCAACUAUACUUCACCUCACAGUCCUCUCAUAUCAAACCUAAACUGACAGGUCAUGCUUUGUGUUUUUUGUAUAAUCCACUUUGUGCUCACUCGUAUAGAUGAUUUAAGCAAACAUGGUUGAAAAUUACUGUACAUUUCUUUAUUUAUAAAAAUUUAUGUAAUGUAAAAAAAAAAAAAAAAAGAGUAAUGGUUCCGAAAGUUGAGUGUAUUUAUUAUUUGGAUGGUGUGUGGAGAGUGUGAAUGCAAUAUGAUGUUGAUGACUAGCUGGAAGAAUCUUUCCAGCCAAGCACCUUCUGACGUAGAAAAAUCGUUCAAAUGAUAGAGUGAAGUAAGGGUUACUGUCUGCUAUAUGUUCAUGUGAUUUUAAAAUACAAACCAUCCCAUUGGGAUGGAUUCAUAUUUGUGUCACUACAAAUAACAAUGUUAUUUGUUCAUGUUGUUUUCUUCCCCCUGGUGGCCAAUGUGGCUUCUCCCAGUCACUGUAUUUGUUUUAUUAACAGAAAUUGUAAAUGUGAUGUAAUGAAUUACUGUAAGUGUAGUUUUCAGAAGAUACACAAAAACGCAAUGCCUCAUUUAAAAAAAAAAAAAAAAAACCUCAGUCCUCACACGGAUUUGGUAUGUAGCGAGCCCAUACAAUUCUAUAAGGUAUCUUUGAUUGGAUCAUGUGUUCAACAGGAAAUAUACACUUGUCAGUCUGAAAACAAGUAGUUUCUCUGCUGAUGAAGAGAAUAGUUUGACAUUUUUGGAAAUCCCUAUUGACAGACUUGGAUGAGAAAGUCGAAAAUAUGCAUGUCCCUCAUGUUUUUACUCUUUAUGUUAAGCUAAGAUAACCAGCUGUAGCUUUAUAUUGAACAACGAUGAGCAUGAUUUAUUGUCAAGCUUCUCAUCCAACUCUUAACAAAUAAAUGAAAAAUCGGAUUUCCAAAAACAUCGAACUAUUCCUUCAGUCUAACAACAGCUUCUCUCAUCUUGUGAGUGCCAAAGAGUCUUCCGUGAGUUAAAAAAAAAAAAAAAAAAGAUUAUAUGGACAUUUCAAAAGUUUGGAGGAAGACUUUCUUUGCCGUUACAGAGAUUUGUUUGUGUCUGAUGACCAACCCUUUUGACAAUAUGAUUUCCCACGAUGCCAUUCUGUCACACUCGACCCCCACAUCAACUGUACAGUGUCAAAUAUUUGUACAGAUGAGUUUGUAAAUAUGUUUGUAUUAGUAUCCCUUUCUCUGUUCCCAUGACUUGCAUUUACAUGUGUGUGUUGUUACUGUUGAGAAACAUAUAGGAAGAUACAGUUACCCAUACUGAUGAACAGUGUAAGCAGACUUUUGGUUGCAAAGGGGGGAAACUGUGAGAUGGCACAGACCCCCUGCAAAGUCCUGUACACCCAGGUGUCUUUCCUCCCUACUGUUCAGAAGCCAGUCUCUGUUCUUCAUUCAAAACUGAACAAUGAAAUAUUUCUAUACAAAAAGGAAACAGUUCUCUUUUUUUUUUUUAGCUCAAUUUGAGGAAGUACAAAUUAAGUCGAAGUGUUUGCCAUUUCCCAAUUAGAUUUUUUUCUCUACUUUGUAGGAACUAAGGCAGUGACAUCAUCUUAUGAGACAGCUGAAAUUUACAUUCGAGCUGGUGCAAGCUAUUUAAAUUCAACUCUGUUUCCUUAUUAAUGAAGUUCAAUCAAACUGAAUUGUAACUUUGAACUAGAACCUGGUUAGCAUAAUUCAGAAAAGGAAGAGUCGCCUGUUUAAAAAGUAGCCUGUGUUGUCAUGUUAUACAUAGAUCAAGGCUCGCGUUUGACUGCAAGCCUCGUUGUCUAUACAGAUAAGAUUAUACAAACAGAAAACUACUGAUUUUGUUAUUACUGGAAUAUAUUGAUGGUUGCAUUAACAUAUUUUGAAUAAAUUGUAUAUUUUGAGAAUUUUAAA